This is a messenger RNA of Lottia gigantea (owl limpet), 2349 nucleotides long. RefSeq lists its product as hypothetical. The transcript is spliced from 10 exons. NCBI's taxonomy places the organism in Eukaryota, Metazoa, Mollusca, Gastropoda, Lottiidae. Gene Ontology annotation, cellular component: membrane. Gene Ontology annotation, molecular function: calcium:sodium antiporter activity. Gene Ontology annotation, biological process: cell communication; transmembrane transport; calcium ion transport. The annotation marks the transcript as partial. The record is from RefSeq and is a predicted model, not a curated record.
CGGUCAGCCAUUUAUUUCUUCGCCUUGCUCUAUUCCUUUCUGGGAAUUUCCAUCAUUGCGGACAUUUUCAUGCGAUCCAUCGAAACUAUAACUUCAAGAACCUCUACUAUAACAGUUGCUGAUAGAUUCCAUGGCACCAGGGAAGUAACAGUCAAAUUCUGGAACGGAACCGUGGCGAAUUUAACGCUGAUGGCGCUUGGUUCCAGCGCUCCUGAAAUUUUACUGUCUAUCAUAGAGAUCGUUGGGAACGGUUUCAAAGCAGGUGCGCUGGGGCCUGGAACUAUUGUGGGAUCUGCGGCCUUCAACAUGCUGUGUAUCACGGGAAUAUGUGUCAUGUGUCUUCCGGAGGGUGAAACUAGACGUAUACGGAGUAUUAAGGUAUUCGCAGUUACUUGUAUCUUCAGUGUGUUUGCCUAUAUUUGGUUGAUAGUCAUAUUAGUGUUGGUGACCCCUAAUUAUAUUGACUUAUGGGAAGCAAUUCUUACCCUGUUAUUUUUCCCGAUAUUAGUUAUCUUAGCGUAUAUCGUAGAUAAAGAUUUUUGUAACAAGAAAUCAGCUGUUGGUGCCAGUGAAACUGAACUUGGAAUAGGUAAGGUUACCCUUCCAAAAUUGGAGUGUGGGCAUAUGGGCAAAGUAAGCGAUCUCACGGAUCAAUGGACGAUAUCAGAUUUGUAUAACACUCACUACAGACACUACAGACACCAACAGAAACACAUUUUAUCUGAAGAAGAUGAAGCUCGAAUUGCUGCUGGCAUCAUUGCUAAGAAUACUCCUCAUGAUCGUGGAUGGUACAGAAUGAAUGCUAUUAGACAAAUGACAGGGCAUGCCAAGCUAAAUCCCCAGUUGAACAACAAACAAUCCGAGAAGAUAGUACAUGACGUGAAUUUUGAUUCAAUCGACAAAGAAGACGAUGAAGUCGAUGGGGGACCAUUAGCUGUGGUGGAAUUUGCUGCUACAUCUACUGCAGUUCUAGAAAAAGAAGGUCGUGCUAAGGUCAUCUUGACGAGACAUGGCAACACAGAAAAUAGGGUGCUCGCAAGGAUCGAGACAAUCGAUGGUACAGCGGAAGCCAACUCGGACUAUAUCCCAGUAAAAACAACAGUUGUAUUCGAACCCGGAGAGACGUCCAAACAUAUAGAUAUAGAAAUAAUAGACGACAAUAUCUACGAACCAGAUGAAGUAUUCUUUAUCAAAGUGAAUGUAGAAACAGACCAGGAAGCUAUAACAGGGAGUAGGGCCAUCUGUCAAAUCACCAUUUUGAACGAUGACGAGCCCGGAACAUUUGAAUUUGAGAAACCUAGCUAUGUGUUUAAAGAGAGUAUUGGUGUAGCCAGCAUCCCAAUCCUGAGAUCACAUGGUGCUGACGGCAGGGUGAUGCUCAAAUGGAAGACGAAGGAUAUGACCGCUAUCAGUAAUCGAGAUUAUGAAGGAGGAGAUGGUCAGUUGAUCUUUGAGCAUGGUGAAAUGGUGAAAAUGGUGGAGAUUCCGAUUCAUGAUGAUCAUGUAUUUGAAAAAGAUGAACAUUUCGAGCUGGCCAUUGAUCAGCUGUCCGAAGGCGCUAAAUAUGGUCGAAUCAAAAGAACAAUUGUCACUAUAAUGAACGAUGAUGAGUUCAAAGGGGUUGUAAGUCGUAUUGUGAACAUGACCAAUGCUAAUCUAGAUGCUAUUAAACUGGAGACUAUAACCUGGGGUCAGCAAUUUCACCAGGCCAUGAACGUUAAUGGAGGCGACACGGAAAAUGCUACAUCGUUUGAUUACGUUAUGCAUUUCCUCAUGUUUGGUUGGAAGGUGAUAUUUGCUAUCGUUCCUCCACCGUCAAUCUGGGGUGGCUGGCUAUCGUUCUUUGUAUCUCUGGCUUUUAUUGGAUUGCUAACGGCCAUAGUUGGCGAUUUAGCUGGAAUAUUUGGAUGUUUGAUUGAUUUAAAAGACGAAGUUACAGCUAUAACCUUUGUAGCAUUAGGAACCAGUUUGCCCGAUCUAUUCGCCAGUCGACAAGCGGCAAUAAAUGAAAAGUAUGCUGAUGAUUCUGUUGGUAAUGUAACGGGAAGUAACUCUGUUAAUGUGUUCCUUGGAUUAGGGCUGUCCUGGGUUAUCGCUGCUUCAUAUUGGAGCGUUAAGGGACAAACAUUUAAUGUGAACGCCGGGUCUUUAAGUGUCAGUGUUAUAUUAUAUACAGUGUGUGCGCUAUUAGCUAUAUUGUUACUCCUGAUCAGACGCUAUACGGCUGUGUUUGGUAAAGCUGAACUCGGGGGCCCUACAAUACCCAAAUAUGGAAGUGCUAUGUUUUUGAUAUUUUUGUGGAUUUUUUAUGUCAUAAUGUCCUCGCUGGAAGUUUAUGAAUACGUUGAU